Hemiscyllium ocellatum (epaulette shark) is the source of this 1968-nucleotide messenger RNA. It is a transcript of the gene agk, whose product is annotated as acylglycerol kinase. Gene Ontology annotation, molecular function: ceramide kinase activity; acylglycerol kinase activity; ATP-dependent diacylglycerol kinase activity. Gene Ontology annotation, biological process: protein insertion into mitochondrial inner membrane; ceramide biosynthetic process. The record is from RefSeq and is a predicted model, not a curated record. Lineage: Eukaryota; Metazoa; Chordata; Chondrichthyes; Orectolobiformes; Hemiscylliidae. The transcript has 15 exons. The coding region runs from base 87 to 1337 and encodes 416 amino acids. Gene Ontology annotation, cellular component: mitochondrion; TIM22 mitochondrial import inner membrane insertion complex.
AUGUGAACAAGGAGCUCCAUGUUCGCGCUUGGAUUAAAAGUGGUUUAUUUCACGUGAAAUCGGCAUCGGCAUCUAGAACCAGGGAAAUGGCUAAAGUGUUAAAGACGCUCCGCAAUCACUGGAAGAAAACAACGGCCGGGGUUUGCGGACUGAGCUGGGGAGCGCACUGGGUUCACAAGAGAUACCGGGACAAUCUCUUGCGCAGGGCAGCAUGUCAACAGGCAGAGGAGUAUGGAAACCAGCUACUGCCAAUCAGUGCAAAGGUGAAGAAAGCCACUGUCUUUCUCAAUCCUGCUGCUUGCAAAGGGAAAGCAAGAAGUCUCUUUGAAAAGAAUGCAGCACCAAUUUUGCAUCUUGCUGGACUUGAUGUAACGGUGGUUAAGACUGAUUAUGAGGGCCAGGCGAAGAAACUCUUGGAGUUGAUGGAAGACACUGAUAUGAUUAUUGUUGCUGGAGGGGAUGGCACCUUACAAGAGGUAAUAACUGGACUUCUUCGUCGAGAGGAUGAGGCUGUCUUUAGCAGGAUCCCCAUAGGAUUUAUUCCAUUGGGAAAGAUGAACUCCUUGAGCCAGUCACUGUAUUCUACCAACAAAGAACAGGCCAGGCACAUUUUAAAUGCCACACUUGCUAUCGUGAAAGGAGAGACCAUUCCCUUGGAUGUACUGGAAAUAAAGGGUGAUAAAGACCGUCCAGUGUUUGCAGUGUCUGGGCUGCGAUGGGGAGCUUACAGGGAUGCAUCUGUAAAACUCAGCAAGUAUUGGUAUCUUGGUCCCCUCAAAGACAAGGCAUGUCAUCUAUUUAGUAUAUUGAAGGAAUGGCCACAGACUCGUCAGACCUCCAUUGCAUACCUCGGCCCCACAGAGAGACCACCAGAGCCAUCAGAAGAGAAAUUACCGAGGCCCAGUCUAUGGCAACGCAUAUUAAGGAGACUGGAAUCAUACUGGGCCACUCCUAAAGAGGUGAUGCUGAUGCCAAUGGAGCCAAAGCACUGGGAGGAAGUACAGAAAACAGCAGUGGAAGUAACCAUCAGCACACUCAACAAGCAGACAGACCUUAAGCGUACUGAAGAUGCCAUGAACAUUUGUAUAGAACCAGAUACUAUUAGCAAGCGGCAGUUUGUAGCUACGGCGACUCAGAAGUUAACAGAUCCACUGAUGUGUCCUGAAGGCAGCCAAGUUCUCCAAGCCAGUUUCUGUAAACUACAGCUACCCCAGGGAACGCAAGGUUUCUUCAGUAUAGAUAACGAAGACUAUGAAGCCGUCUCUGUGGAUGUGAAACUACUUCCUCGAAAACUCAGGUUUUUCUGUGACUCUAUCAAAAAGCAACAGCUGCAGUAGUUGCUAACACGCAACAUUCAGUAUCCCUCAGCUGAUAUUACCUGUUUACUCAAUACAUCCAUAAUCAGUCUUCUAUUACCCUUUUAAUUUUGCCGAAUCUAAUUUUAUGUUCAGAAGCACAUAUUUUGUUUUGACAUUCUUGGAUUUGUAAGACGACAAGAUGGAGGUUUGGAGUGCAAGAGGACACUGAUUUUUAAAAAAACUUGUAUUUUCCAAAUCAACACUGCCCAGUAUUAUCUGAGACUAUGGAAUGAUCUUGCAGAUAUUUCUCAAAAGCUGCUGUUGUUUGGAAGCCUGAAUUACUGGAUUAGAUGAGUUUCCUGCUAGUGUCAAUUUUUAUUCCACCUUCUUGAACAGACAUCUAGUCUCUGCAAAACUGACCCUUACUAAGAAGGAAAUGCAACUGAAUCGAGGUUUUGAAAUCGGAAACUAUAAUCAAUCAGUUAUACAAAGCUGCAGUAGGUAGUACUUCAUUCUUUAGUGUCUGUUUGAAGAGUUUAUUGUUUAGAUAAAAGGAACCUGCAUUAGCAAUGCUGCUCACAUUUUCAGAAUGCUUUGAAACACCUUGCAGUUAAUGAAUUAUUCUUGAAAAGUGAUCACUUCUGUUGUGUAGAUAUGAAUUUCAAUGUAA